AGAAUUUGGGGCAAAGCGGUCUGUGUGCAGGUGAAGAUAGCUAAAGCUUUCCUUUGUUACGUUGCUUCAAGAUGUACAACAAAAAAAUGCUGCUGUGAAGACAUAGUUAUAGCUUUCACAUAACUGAAGCCCCAACCAUCAUGAUUUAGUGCCUCCCAAAGGAAGAACUUCAGUGGAAAAGAGAGGGCAUUUCUGGGGAUAGUAGAAUGCUUGAGACCUGAAUUUAAACUCAAGCUCCUUCAUGAAGGUAUUAAAUAAUAGAAGAAAAUGGAAUUGAAUAUGAUACCAGCAUGGAACAGUCUGUUGAUUCAUUAAGAGUCAACCAUAAUGAUUCCGAAGAGUCAAAAACCGAUUCUCAGCAUCUAAGCUGUAUGGACUCCAGUGAGCCUUCUUUUGGACAAGAUGGUUCCCCUAGAGUUUUACCCAUUACUACUGCAGUGGAUAAUUCACUCACAUCACAGAAUAUACCAGGGCCCCUGACUCAGACGCAGACUCUUUCUGCAGAGCAAUUCCACCUAGUGGACCAAAAUGGGCAACCUAUUCAAUAUGAGCUUCAGUCAUUGGGGGAUUCUAAUGAGCAAAUGAUGAUUGUUGCCAGCCCAUCAGAAAAUGGACAGGUGCUGCGUGUAAUUCCAUCUACCCAGACAGGAACGACACAAGUGAUUGUACCUCAGGGGCAGCUUGUGGAUGUGAAUAGUCCUCAGGAUGUCUCUGAAGAGAAACCCAGUGACGGAAACUUACCAACUGUAAGAGUGGAUUCUCUAGCAGACAAUAACAGUAGUUACAUUCUUCAUCCACAUGCAUCCCUCACAUUGCCCAAAAAGACAGUGACCAGAAUACUUGAAGAACCCUUUUUGGCUCCACUCCAGCCACUUUCUUCUAACACACCUAUAUGGGCCUGUCGUCUUAGGAGCUGUGAGAAAAUUGGAGAUUCAUACCGUGGCUACUGUGUAAGUGAGACUGAAUUAGAAAGUGUCCUAACAUUUCACAAGCAGCAAACACAGAGUGUUUGGGGGACCCGCCAAUCUCCAAGCCCAGCCAAGCCAGCUACACGCUUGAUGUGGAAAUCCCAGUAUGUCCCAUAUGAUGGAAUCCCAUUUGUCAAUGCAGGGAGUAGAGCUGUGGUAAUGGAGUGUCAGUAUGGGCCAAGAAGAAAAGGUUUCCAGUUAAAAAAAAUCAGUGAGCAGGAAAGCAGGUCUUGUCAGCUCUACAAAGCUACUUGUCCAGCCCGGAUUUACAUUAAAAAGGUACAGAAAUUUCCUGAAUAUAGAGUUCCUACAGACCCCAAAAUUGACAGGAAAAUAAUCCGAAUGGAGCAGGAAAAAGCCUUUAACAUGCUAAAGAAGAACUUGGUAGAUGCUGGUGGUGUUCUUAGGUGGUAUGUACAGUUACCUACUCAGCAAGCUCAUCAGUAUCACGAAUUAGAGACUCCCUGCCUCCCUUUAUCAUCUUCCCCUUUUCCUAUGUCUUCUCUUGAAGAAGAGGAAGCUGCAGUUAGAGAUGAGAACUGUACAUUACCCUCACGUCUACAUCCUCAAGUAGCACAUAAAAUUCAAGAACUAGUAUCACAGGGAAUACAACAAGUGUAUGCAGUAAGGAAACAGCUAAGAAAAUUUGUGGAAAGGGAACUGUUCAAACCUGAUGAGAUACCUGAAAGACAUAAUUUAUCCUUUUUUCCAACUGUAAAUGAUAUAAAAAAUCACAUCCAUGAGGUACAGAAAUCCUUGAGAAAUGGAGAUAAUGUAUAUAACUCAGAGAUUAUUCCAGCAACGCUUCAAUGGACUACAGGUAGUGGGAAUAUUCUCAGAGAGACUGUGACAGUUACACUUGCAGAAGGAAAUUCACAAGGAGAAGCAAUUUCCAGCAAAGUGGAAACAAAUCAGACAAGGGGUUCUUUGUCUCCAGAGCCAGCGCACUUGCUCUCCUCACUUUCUUCAUUUCAGCCAAAAAUAUUCACACAACUACAGGGUUUGCAGUUGCAACCAAGAUUCACAUCUUCUGAUGGAUCACCAGCUCUGAUAUCAGUAAAUAAUCACCCCUCCUCCAGUCCUUCAAGACUUCUGGAUUCAGUAGGAAGUGCUGUAAUGAAUAAUAAUUCUCUGCUGCUUGGCCAAACUCAUUGCCUUCAAACAGAUACAUGCCUAACCCAAAACAAUAGUAUUUCCUCUACCAUGGGUAACCUUCCAGGACCCGAUCAAAAUCUGGUUGCAGUGGAUCAGCUGGUGGAAGUUGGAGAUGUUGAGGAUACAGAGAAUCUGGAAGGAAAUGUUCAUCGGAUUCUGCUGGGAAAUGUUCAGACCAUUCCAAUACAGAUUAUAGACAGCCACCCAGCUCUUAUUGAAGAAAGUCCAGAAGGUACCAUUUCUGUGAACCAAGUUAAGCAAGAACCCAAAGAACCAGCAUUAUCUAUGGAAGCAAAAAAAAAAUUGGACUGUAAGAAAUUGUCUGCUACAUAAAUUAUUGAAGCUUUUCAGAAUUUACAACUCUGGUGACUUCUGAUGUCAUAAAAAAGAAGGUAGGAACUGGAACUAUCAAUAUUUUCAUAACCCUCUAAAAUCUUAAAGAUGGACGUUCAGCAAAACACGUUUCCUGCCUUUUGGAGCUUACUUUCCAGUAGGGGGCGAUAGACAAUAAAUAAUAAACAUAAUAAGUUAUUUUGGAGGUAUUUUAAAGGAGCCAAUAUUUGACUGUCUUGGAGGUCUCAUCAAAAUCUGGUCAACUUGGAAACAGCGUGUUUUACUGAGGCCCUUUAAGCCUCCUGCACAGGGUCUGUCCAAUGACGACGGUGAGUUUGUCAGCUGCUGGUAUUGAUGAAACAAGAUGGGACAUUAACGACGAUUUAUCUAAUUGCCCAACGACCACUGAUGAAGAUAGGUUGGAGUAACUGCUGAAACUGAAUUUUAUUGACCAGAAGACAGUCCAUUUGUUUCACUUCUUUUUGUUUUCCCUACUGCUUUGAGCUUUACUGUAACGGCUGAAAAACUUGGAAAAUAAAAUGAACAUGCUGUGGUCUUGAA
Molecule: messenger RNA, 3017 nt
Organism: Lagenorhynchus albirostris (white-beaked dolphin)
Lineage: Eukaryota; Metazoa; Chordata; Mammalia; Artiodactyla; Delphinidae
Gene: CARF
Product: calcium responsive transcription factor
Exons: 21
Coding region: 291-2456 (721 amino acids)
Biological process (GO): regulation of transcription by RNA polymerase II
Cellular component (GO): nucleus
Molecular function (GO): DNA-binding transcription factor activity, RNA polymerase II-specific; RNA polymerase II cis-regulatory region sequence-specific DNA binding
Source: RefSeq, a predicted model, not a curated record